ACACACACACCACACACACUGACAACCGUAGGUAGAUGUCAUAGGGAAAACUAUAUUUUGUAUUUAUUGGAAGCUUAUAACGUUUACGCUUGUGCGUGCUUAAUUGAAUGACAAUAACAGCGAAACAGCGCGCACAAAAACUAACAAGUACAUUUAGGUUACCGACGUGCCUCUUAACGCGCCAAGCCAAGUGAAGCAUGCCGGAGUCAAAGACGAAACCCAGUGCAGCAAUAACAGAGGACAGCUAUGGGCCAGCUGCGUUCCGAACAGAACCAAAGUUCACAAUGACAGAUCCCAGAUUUCGAAUUCGACCCAUGCAGCAAGUUGUGUCUGCCUGUACCGGUGCCAUGAUUACCGCCUGCUUCAUGACGCCUUUGGAUGUUAUCAAGACCCGUUUACAGGCUCAACAGUCGGCUCUUCUGUCCAAUAAGUGCUUUCUCUAUUGCAAUGGCCUCAUGGAUCACAUAUGUCCAUGUGGCCCGACUACGCCCACGCCUACUUCAGCAUUUACUAAGUUAGCGCCAGCAUCAUCAACCCAUUUUACGGGCACAAUUGAUGCAUUCGUUAAGAUUAGCCGCGCUGAGGGCAUUGGCACAUUGUGGUCCGGUCUGAGUCCGACGCUCAUCUCUGCCCUGCCCUCGACCAUUAUAUAUUUUGUGGCCUACGAACAGUUCAAGGCACGAUUCAUCGAUCUGCACUACAAAUAUGUGGCGCCAGUUCAAAGUUCAUCCUACAAAAAGGACAUUCCAAUGCUGGUGCCGAUGCUUGCUGGCGUCACAGCCCGAAUCCUGGCCGUCACAUUUGUUAGCCCCAUUGAGCUGAUACGCACCAAAAUGCAAUCGCAAAAGAUGACCAACGCCGAGAUGCUGGGCUCAAUCCGGCAAGUGAUGCAGUCGCAGGGCGUCUUGGGCCUCUGGCGUGGUCUGCCGCCAACAAUACUGCGCGAUGUGCCGUUCUCGGGCAUCUAUUGGACCUGUUAUGAGUACCUGAAGAGCAGCUUUCAUGUCGUCGAGCCCACGUUCGCCUUUAGCUUUGUGGCGGGCGCCAUUUCGGGUUCGGUUGCUGCAAGCAUUACGACGCCAUUUGAUGUGAUUAAGACGCAUGAGCAAAUCGAGUUCGGUGAGAAAUUCAUAUUUGCAGAUAAUCCGCCAAAGAGUGUACCGACGAAAUCAGUUGCGGAUCGCUUGGCAAGCAUUUAUCGGUUAAAUGGACUCCGUGGCGUAUUCUCAGGAUUGGGACCGCGUCUGUUUAAGGUGGCGCCAGCCUGUGCGAUCAUGAUAUCAACUUUCGAAUACAGCAAAGCGUUCUUUUACCACUACAACGUGGACCAACACAAUCAGGCGUUGCUGGCCAACAACAAUGCGUCAAGGUCAAAUGCGGUUGCAGUCCACACGACGGGUGGAAAGGAUUAGGGCGGACUGGAGAUGGCUCGGGCCAAUUGAUACGUGCCUGUAAAUAUGUAAAUUAUUAUUAAGCUUUAAUGCAAAAUCGCUGGGUUGCAGCACAUUAAGCAGUUUGAGUUUCAGAACCCGUUGUAAAAUUGAUGAGUGAAAUAAAAUUGUUUUAAUUUGAAAUGCCAAAA
Drosophila grimshawi is the source of this 1582-nucleotide messenger RNA. Its product is annotated as solute carrier family 25 member 40. NCBI's taxonomy places the organism in Eukaryota, Metazoa, Arthropoda, Insecta, Diptera, Drosophilidae. Bases 198 to 1412 code for a protein of 404 amino acids. The transcript is spliced from 5 exons. The record is from RefSeq and is a predicted model, not a curated record. Gene Ontology annotation, biological process: mitochondrial transmembrane transport.